Molecule: messenger RNA, 1275 nt
Organism: Aspergillus saccharolyticus JOP 1030-1
Lineage: Eukaryota; Fungi; Ascomycota; Eurotiomycetes; Eurotiales; Aspergillaceae
Exons: 1
Coding region: 1-1275 (424 amino acids)
Molecular function (GO): iron ion binding; monooxygenase activity; oxidoreductase activity, acting on paired donors, with incorporation or reduction of molecular oxygen
Source: RefSeq, a predicted model, not a curated record
AUGAGCGAGCCGAUUGUGGUUCUUGCGCUCUUGAUGGGAGCGUUGGCCAGUUAUCUUCUUCUCUUCUCGCGCAAAUCGGCCCACGGCCCAUUGACCGGAUCAAAAUUAGAUGUUGACGCUGGCGAGGAUACGAUAACGAUGCUAAGGAGAUCCACUCUUGCCACGCGUCUUGCGAGACCGGGAGCGCCGAUCAUGAAGAGGCUGUUCAGUGUCAGUAAUCCGUUUGUCUGCGACUCGGCAGCAGUACAAUCUUCCUAUCGUCAAGCAGUGUACAAGGCCAUUGCCCAGGUGGACGACCGUGCAUGGGUAGCGGUCGCUCGUACAGUGGCGAGAGCUGCGAAGCCUCUUCUAUGCCGACGCUCGUGGCCUAACGGCACUGACACCAUCACGGCCGAUCUGAGACAUAUGAGCCUCAACACAUCGCUCGCUGCCGUGCUCAAGACCUUCUUUGACAUCGACGACGUCCCGCACGAGCAGCUCAGCUGGAUCGCCUACGAAAUCCACCACGUUAUGCACCAUGGCAAACUCUUCCUCCUGACCGGUGCCUCCGUCCACGAAAUCCCAGAAGACUUGCUGCGCCGCGUAGACGCCCUGAUUCAGACUCUACAGAACCUUUUCACAGAGCACCAAGUAUCGACAGAGCUCGCGCAGACAAUCCUCUACUCCGUCUCCGGGUCCCCCGACGACUUCAACCCACUCAACCUCCUCAUUCCCGCCUUCGAAGCACCCUGGAGAGCAAACCUGUACACAAUCCUCUCGGUCCUCCAGCCCGGCCCAAGCAGCCCAGACUAUCUUCUCGCACUGCGAGGCUGCCCAGCCGCGCACCCGCUCCCCCCUCUCGCCCAAGCAAUCGCCUACGAAUCUCUUCGCCUCUACCCACCCGUCCGCCGUGUCAGUCGCAUCCCCAGGUUUGUCGACAUCGAAGCCAUCCAACGGGACCCGGUCCACUGGGGCUCCACCGCGCAGCGCUUUGAUUCGAGCCGGUUCUUGAAGGCCGACGGCAAACACGUCCGCUCGUCGCUCGUCGGAUCGCAGCAAUUCGCGUGGAUUCCGUUUGCGGCUGGGGCGAUGAAAUGCCCGUCUUCGCGGGUGUUCUCGGCCCGCAUGAUAGUUGUCGUGGUGGGCGAGAUCUUGAGGCAUUUGUUUCCUGGUGACUCUCCGCCCGACUGGGAGAUGACGGGAGAGGAGUGGGAUGCGGCUGCUAGGCGGGGAGAUGUCUUGCGUUCGGGGCGGAAUGAGUACAACGGUGUCAACGUAGUUUCGAUUCUGCGGUGA